Coregonus clupeaformis (lake whitefish) is the source of this 1448-nucleotide messenger RNA. Its product is annotated as zinc finger protein 664-like. Gene Ontology annotation, cellular component: nucleus. The coding region runs from base 233 to 1399 and encodes 388 amino acids. NCBI's taxonomy places the organism in Eukaryota, Metazoa, Chordata, Actinopteri, Salmoniformes, Salmonidae. Gene Ontology annotation, biological process: regulation of transcription by RNA polymerase II. The transcript is spliced from 4 exons. Gene Ontology annotation, molecular function: sequence-specific DNA binding; DNA-binding transcription factor activity, RNA polymerase II-specific. The record is from RefSeq and is a predicted model, not a curated record.
UCUGUGGUGGAACGUUGCGGACAUAAACCAGGAAGUGCAGCGUUUUAUGGCGUCAACAAAGGAAAGCGAAGCUGUGUUUGCCCUUCUACCACUGAGCAUUUACGAGUUACAAAAUAAUUAGCCUUUGCUGUGUUGUUCUCAUUUACAAAGACUAGGCUACUAGCAGCUCAAAACAGUAGCUAGCUAGUUGACUGCAACAAAUUUCAAAUGAAGAAGCACUCUAGUCAACAAGAUGAAGAGCAAACCUGGGAAAAAGCAACACAACAAAACCAAGAGGACUAAACACCAUCGAGACCCCAUCAAAACAGAGUGUGGAACACAGUCAGAUGAUGUUGACUGCAAUAGAGAAGAACUAGACGUUAGCCAAGCACCCUACAUCACUAAAGGGGUUUGUAUCAGCUCCAUCUUAAUCAAAGAGGAACCAGCAGACUUUGAACAGCAGGGAAUUGGCGAGGAACAUAGCCGUUCUGAUCCUUCCUUCCAGAAGAAGCACAUAAAACAUCAAAAUACAUCCAAUCCUAUGACCGGGUAUAGCCAGAUAUCAAGGAGUCCAGUGGUGAUGCUAACAAGAUUGUCUAAUGUGGUGGUUAAGACUCUUCUGCGAGACAGUAAAGUGUGUUUGGUGAAGGAGGAAAACCCAGACGAGACAGAUGGAGUCUCUACUUCUCAGUUCUUUCCUUGUCCACACUGCACCAUCUCCUUCACUGACUGUUACUUCCUGGAGAACCACAUCAAGACCAAACACAAGAAGCAGUACAUUGCUUUGUUCAAAAGCCACGUCUCAACGAGUAAAACCGUGUACGCCCCCACACACAGCUGUCCCCACUGUAGCUGCAUGUUCCAUACCCCACGGCAGCUACACGUCCACAUCCGUCAGGCCCACACCCCUGCCCCUCUAAGGAAACUCCACCCCUGCCCGUAUUGUGCCCGCAGCUUCCAGUACAUAGCCAGACUGCAUACUCACUGCAAGGUUUGGCAUAAAAUGGCUGUUGCUUUCACCGAUGGAUACCUCAGUUGCGCUGACUGUGGAAAGAGCUUCAAGAAUUCCUGGGGACUGGGGCCUCACCAGUGUCACAAGCCUGAGGACACUAAGCCUGAGGAUGGCCCUGUCUGUCUGAACAUCGGCAUGCCAUGCUCAGAGUGUGGCAAAAGCUGCUCUAGUCCUCAGAAUCUGCGCAUUCACAUGCGCACACACACCGGCGAGAAGCCUUACGUCUGCAAGGAAUGUGGCAAGAGCUUCUCAGAAGCCAGCAGUCAUUGCAAACACAUGAUGAUACACUCGGGGGGUCAAGCCAUUCAAAUGCCAGGACUGCGGAAAGGAUUUUGCCCGGAUGUGGCACCUCCGAGUUCACAUGACCGUUCACUCUGGCGAGAAGCCUUUAUCCUGCCCAAAAUGUGACAGGCGGUUUGCAUACAGGGAUUCUCUGAAGCUUCACCUGCGCACGCAC